Messenger RNA from Brienomyrus brachyistius, 6300 nucleotides. RefSeq names its product transcription factor SOX-13-like. Bases 423 to 2324 code for a protein of 633 amino acids. Gene Ontology annotation, biological process: regulation of transcription by RNA polymerase II; cell fate commitment. The transcript has 14 exons. Gene Ontology annotation, cellular component: nucleus. NCBI's taxonomy places the organism in Eukaryota, Metazoa, Chordata, Actinopteri, Osteoglossiformes, Mormyridae. The record is from RefSeq and is a predicted model, not a curated record. Gene Ontology annotation, molecular function: DNA-binding transcription factor activity, RNA polymerase II-specific; RNA polymerase II cis-regulatory region sequence-specific DNA binding.
UCAAUCUUGCAAUAAUAUAAACUGGUUUCACGAAGAUAAACACAGAUCAAGUGAAUGACUAAGUAUCUUACAGAAUAAGUUAUUUCUAACGACAGUUGCUAUCACUUGUUUAGGUAACUGCGUUUGAAACAACACCAGCUGUAGAUUAAACAUCCUUGUGACGAGUUGUUUUAAUGUGUUAUUUCGAAAUGUUAUUUGAAAUCAUGUGCAGCAACAGUCAAUAUUUUGCCGGUCGUAUUGUAGCCUACUAUAUAUAGCAUCACGUAAAAAAUGUGACGCACUAUUGAAUAACGUAGCCAAUACGAAAGUUGUAGCCAUAUUGAGUGCGUAGAUGGCGAGGCUAGUGAGUUUGUUACAGUCUCGUGAUAUACCGCGCUUUUCACGUUAUUAUGUAUUCAUAUUGACGAGUUUGUACCAAGAGGAUGUGUGAGCCCAGUCCCUCAGCACUGCAUCUCCUGGCCAGUAAUGAUGUAACCAUGGUGGGCAUGGGUGUGAAGAUGGAAGAGGAAGGCCCAGGUGAUAUCAGCAGCGGAGAGGUUGGGAGGGAGCUCCAGAGAGCUUCGCCCUGCAGCUGGCUGACACGCCCACUGGCCGAGCAGGCAGAUUUUCAGCUGAGGAUGUUACACUCACCCUCGGCCAUCACUGGGAUUGUCAUGAAACCACAGGGGACAUCACUGGGCACAUCCCCACAAGGGGACGGCUCUCCUAGAAAAGAACGGACCCAUGGACACAGCCCUCCUGGCAAAGAUGGAGGCAUUCGGAGUUUUGACAAGUUGGACCUCCAGCAUAGCGUUAGUGAGGUAAUGCCCACGAUUGAAAAACUUCUGAAUUCAGACUUGAGAGAGACAUUUUUGGUGAAGAAUGCCCAGGGUAGUACAAGUUUGAAAGGUACUCCAGAGAGUCUAGCGGAGAAGGAGUUGCAGCUGCUGGUGAUGAUCAACCAGCUGUCAAGCCUGCGGGACCAGCUACUGGGUGCUCACUCUGAACAAAGGAACAUGGCGGCCCUGCUCCUCGAAAAACAGCAACAGCAGAUGGAGCUGGCCAGGCAGCAGCAGGAGCAGAUUGCCAAGCAGCAGCAGCAGCUUAUCCAGCAGCAACACAAGAUCAAUCUCUUACAGCAGCAGAUUCAACAGGUGAACAUGCCUUAUGUGAUGAUCCCUGCCUUUCACCAUAACUCGCAGCCCCUGUCAGUCACCUCAGAGCCUCAGAUGGGCCUUCCCCUGCAGCCCAUUCCCUGUAAACCAGUUGACUAUCCAGUGCAGUUUCUUCCUAACCCGCACUCUGCUCCUGCAAAGCGGUCCAGUGGUGCAGUGCACAAACAGUUUGGUUCAAAGGAAGCUAAUCAGCCACUCAACUUGACCUCCAAGCCAAAAGGACUCGAUAUGGGCAAGACAACUAGUGGGCAAACCCUGGAAAUGGCCUCCAUACCCCUGCAGAGCAGCUUUGGACCGCGUGACCUACAGCUCAGCUCCCCUCGAUCUGGACUCAGCCUAAGCUUCUUGGGUGAGGGAGACGUAGUGAGCCAGACUCUACACGAUGCUCAGCAGCUUCUGAGGGGCCAUGUGGCUUUAGGGAGAGACACUGAUAAUGGCAGAAAGAUUUCUCGAGGUGUACAGUUAACACAUGAAGAGAGAAAGGAAGAUGACCAGGUUCACCAACCCAAAGAGGACCAUCCCAGCAGUGAUUCGGAGGGGGCCGUGUCUGCUCCAGGAGUCAGUGGCUUUGCUGAGGUCCACACGCCCUCCUCAGGACACAUCAAAAGACCUAUGAAUGCCUUCAUGGUUUGGGCGAAGGAUGAGCGCCGCCGCAUCCUGCAAGCGUUUCCAGAUAUGCACAACUCCAGCAUUAGCAAGAUCUUGGGCUCACGCUGGAAGGCUAUGUCCAACCAGGAAAAGCAGCCUUAUUAUGAGGAGCAGGCUCGGCUCAGCCGCCAGCACCUGGAGCGUUACCCCGACUACAAGUACAAGCCUCGUCCAAAGCGCACCUGCAUAGUGGAGGGCCGGAGGCUACGUGUGGGCGAGUACAAAGCCAUGAUGAAGAGUCGUCGUCAAGAACAGCGUGGCACCUACACAGCCAGCCAAUCAGAGCCACCACUGCACUACCCCACCAGCGACAUCCAUUAUCCUAGUCCCCCCGAGUCUAUGACAGGGGUUCACCUGCCCCCCACACUGAUGAAGCACUACCUGCCUAGUGGACUGGAGGCCUCGCCGGCACAAGCCAUGGAGACCCCCAGCAGUAUUGUGGAGAGACACCCCUACAGUGAAGGAGAUGAGAGUGAUUCUGGGGAGCGCAGUGAGGGAGAGCUUGUGGUUUUGACUGACUGAGUGCAAGUAAAUGCUUGGUUUGGGGACAUAGGCAGGAGUACAGCUUAUUGGCUCCAGUGUCUAUCAGAUUCACACCUGUGGAUCAAAAUGCCAAAUAUUUCUGACUUUUGAGUGUGAAGAUGUUGCUGUUGAAUGAGAACACAUGUUCCAAAGGAUACUUUGUUUUUAUUUAUUUAUUUUUUUGUCAUUUUUCAGAAUCUUAUUGGAGGUACGGGAAACAGUACCUUUUGAUUUUAAAUAAAAGUGCCACUUGGAUGAAGAAGGGCUUGCUGAUGUUACUACUCUCAAAUUCCAUUAUAUUUGCUAUUCCAUUUUUGCAGUCAUGAAUUUGAGGUUGUGUUGUUGCUAAGGAACACCUCAGUGCUAUAAACCAAUGUACAAACGUACAGAAUAUGAAGCAAUUCAAACAUUAUUACGCAGGACAACAAAAAAAAAAACUUUUUUAAAAUCAUCAGACCAAGACACAUUUUUUCAAAUCAGUUUUUCACUCUGAUUCCAUAUCUGUUUUCAGUUUUCCUCUGUCACGUCAACUUUUUGAGUUAUGAGUAAUGCUAGUUAAUACUGUACUUGCAAGUAUUGUGUACUAAAACAGAAGCAUCACUGUAGUUAAAAUAUCUUUAGAGCAAAAUCAAAUAGCCAGUGGGCAUAAAUAAAUUGAAAAGUGUUUAUUAACCACCGUUGUUUCUUCAAAAACGCUUUGAGUUUGAUUUCCUUGUGUACACCAUGUCUGGAUUGUCGCGGUACAUUAUCCAGCAGUAGACGGCCAUCAAGCUUUCCAGAAACCUUGGCAUCGAUGCUCCAUUGACCGAAUAUCUUGAUGAAAACGUUCUCCUUGCUCAUCACUCACCAUACCAAAAUUCUCUGGAAAGAACUUUAAAUGGGAGUACAAGAAGUAUAUUUUCAACAGCCCAGUUUCUGGUAUGAAUCAGGCAGAUACACUUGGUUUGGAAUUACCAUUAUGCAGUAGGACUACAUUCAGAUUUCUUUUUGAUGAAUCAAUGAAGAGACGCCAUUCAGAUGGAACUUGUUCUUGUGACAAACUGUUGAAGAGUCCAUUGAUGUCAUGACAAUAGCACAGAGCUGUCAGCAGUGAAGAACAUAGUCAAGUUAUGAUUUCGUUUUAUAUAGUUAGUUACAGUAACACCCUUUGCAACUGUUUCUACUUGCGCUUUGAAUCUAAAAGUUCUGCUCUAUCUUAUGAUAGAUUUAGAUCAUGAACAAGAUCAUUAAGCUCUGCUUGUGUAAAAAUCUCUGGUUCUGAAUCUUUAUCAGCCAUGUAAUCGGUAUCGGGUGAUUCUGCACUGUAACCAGCUGCACCUUCUCCGUACUCCUCAUCACCUUCUACAAAAUCAAGACCAUCAUGUGGUGGUACAGGAACAGGCAAUGAUUCGUCAUGAAGAACAGGCCUGAUUGCAGAAUCUAGGCUGGGAUAUACAAUUUUGUGCUUAGUUUUAGCUGAGAAUCCAAUUGUAUUCAUGCGGCAAAAGUAGCAGUCAUUGACAUCAUCUCGCAGUUCCCUCCACACCAUCGGGAUUCCAAAUGGCAUUGCUGCCUUUUGCCAAUUUAGCCAGUCAUGCAGACCAUUUGAACAACUGGUACAGAUGACAUGUGGAGCCCAAGAUUUAUCUUGGUCUCCAAGUGGACAGCCAAAGUAUAAUUUGUAUGUCUUCUUAAGAUCUGCAGUGAUUGGGUGACGUUGUGCUUUCAUUGUGAAUGAAUCACACACUUAACAGAAACUGUAUGAAUGAUUAAUGCAAUUUCUAGACAUGAUAACAACUGAAAGCCAACACAGUUGAUGCUGUCACCCCCACCUUCGAAUUCCAGGAUGAUGACCCAGAAUUCCAACUCAAGAGUUAGAUUUAGUAUUUCUUUUGCAACAAUUUGAGAAAUACUUAAAAAUUCGUCAAGAAGCUUAUGACAGCAAAACGAAACCUGAGGCACAAUUACCUUUCCCCCCAAACUAAGUGGUAUACACAAGACGUGUGUAUGUGCACUAGGUCAAAUGAAUUAUACUCAAAUCGCAACUAGACAAGUGUCAAUAAAACACAAGUCAAUAUCUAGUCACUUAGAGAAAGGUGAAGCUGUCUAUAAGAUAAAAAAAACACAGACAACUCUUGUAAUACACUUAGGCAGACUACAUGUACAUAAUGUACAGAAUUGUUAAAAUGUUACAGCUUUAGCUUCAUCACAAAACUUGACAUGCUAGAGAAAAACUAAACACAGAUUUGAAAUCAGCAUUAAAAAUGCUACAAAACCCCAGAUAGUUACCUCUGAUGAAAAUGACCUGUUAACCUGUGUUAUUGUUAUGAUUAUUUAAAUAAUAAUAAUAAGCAGCACAUGUAGAUGCUCAAUGUCUCUUUUGUCUAUAAUUUCAUAUAAAUAGUUUAUUAAUAAAAUCCAUGUCCAAACAUGUAGAACAGGAAACAGCUAAUUUGUCAAAUAUUGGGUCAAAAAAAUUACAUUACAACCUAAUAGGAGAACACACUCUAUACAUCCAGCGUGAAAUGAACAUGGCUUCUUUGUACAGUUCUUGGAGUUUGUGCGCUUUGUAUUUCCUCAUAAAUCACAGAGAGCACUUUGACAGUUGCAAGUUUUUAUUACAUACAGCACUUUCCAGGGUUCAGUAAGAUAGGUGCUUUGCAGAAUAGAUUUAUUGAUGUUGUGUCCUUGUUCUAGGAUAAAACUAAAACGAUAGGUAUAUGGGGGAAUAGAAUUUAAGGCUCUUUUUCUUUUGGAACUGAUAUUUCAUUGGUUUUAUGGCUUAAUACUCUCUCUGUUUGUUACACCAUAACUUCGCAUGUAUUUUUGCCUCUUACUGUCAAGGGGGUGCAGACCUUCUUCUGGAGCAUUAGGGCAAAUGCUCAAAAGUGAAGCAUUUGCAUCCUAACUUCCACCCAUCCAUCCAUCCUUUAUACCUGCUUGUCUUAUGCAGGGUUGUGGUGGUCUGGAGUAUAUCCUAGAGUACAAGACAGGGAACAGCAUACUAACCUUCACUGAUUAAAUUAUUGUGCAGGGCCUGAAGUGUGCUUGAGUACUGCAAAAUGCUCCUGAUCUUCUAAAUACCUCAAUAUGCAGUUUUUACAAAAUGUGUUCAUUUUAUCAUUUAUAUGUGUAUGAAAUCACAUGUAAGAAUAAACUCCAUCAUCCCAAAAAUGUAUGUUUGUUUACAGCUUCCUUUAGAGUCCCCACAUUAACUCACUUCACUGAUUGGCUAUAAGCAGUUAGAAGGAUGGAUUCUUCACCAAGUUUUAUUUGAUUUAUAUAUGCAGUAUACAUUGACAGUCAAUAUAGAAUCAGGAUGCCACCAUGGUCCUAGCAGAGUGAAGUAAGUGUCUGGGCAAGUUAAAUGUGCUUUAUAAUAAGUUGGAUUAUUAAUAUGGUUAUAAAAAGCACAUCAUGCUAAAAUGUAAAGUUUUGAUUCUGUUUAUUUCCAAAUGCGAUUUUUUUUUACCAGUUCUCAGAAAAAUGAUACACAAAUCAAUUUAUAGAAUAUCUAGUUAUUAAAAAACAAACAAACCAGGCCAAACAUAUCACUGUGCUGGUGUGGUUAAGAAUAUAAAUAUUGGAUUUUCCAUUAAGCAAGUUUAUCCGUAUAAAUGACCAGUUAUACUCCUGAUACAGCUAUUAAGGUUUCCCUCAACACAUGAUGCAUAUGUUUAGACCUAAAUUCUUUUCAACAAUGUCUUGCUGUUGCAUGCCUGCUCUAGCCCAAAAUAUGUUCAGGUGUCUUGUGUAAGAGCCUGGUAACAACAAUGAAUUGGCCUUGUUGGAAUAGUGUAACAGAUGGUAGUAAACCACUUCUGUUAUAGUCAGGAAAAAAUGUCAGAACAUGUUUUGACAGUUUAAACCUUUCGAUGUACAUAUAGACAUAGAUUUCUAUUUUGUUUAUAAUAGUUUAUGUUAUUUGAAAGUUUACAUUUUCUGUGAUUUCAAGAUUGUGUGUUUUUUGAAUGUAAUAAAAAUAUUUGUAUCAUGA